Molecule: messenger RNA, 2732 nt
Organism: Melanotaenia boesemani (Boeseman's rainbowfish)
Lineage: Eukaryota; Metazoa; Chordata; Actinopteri; Atheriniformes; Melanotaeniidae
Gene: opn7d
Product: opsin 7, group member d
Exons: 6
Coding region: 266-1456 (396 amino acids)
Biological process (GO): G protein-coupled receptor signaling pathway; visual perception
Cellular component (GO): membrane
Molecular function (GO): G protein-coupled receptor activity
Source: RefSeq, a predicted model, not a curated record
GCGCACAUGCUGUCUGACGGAGCGAGCGCUCGUCCACCUGGCUGCUUGCAUGAGCGUGUGUGUCUGCGCGGGGGAGGAGGAGGAUACCUUAAACGGAUUCUUUGGUGUGAGCCUGAAACAGGUCCAGUGAUUUCCUCCCCCCUUUUCUUUCUCUCCCUCCUCUCUGUCUCCCUCUCAGUGGCUGACCAAGCUCCUCUCCUCUGUGUCUGGCUCUCCACCUGGCCUCCAUGAGUUUAAAUGAGGACAAGCCUUUCCUCCCUGGAAGAUGGGAAAUGCUUCAGAUGUAUCCUCUUUGUUUGUCUCCACCAUCUCCAAGGAGCAGGACAUCCUCAUGGGUUCACUCUACACUGUGUUCUGUAUACUGUCCCUCGUUGGCAAUUGUGUUCUGCUACUUGUUGCCUAUCACAAGCGAUCAACCCUGAAACCAGCUGAGUUCUUCAUCAUCAAUCUCUCCAUCAGCGACCUUGGGAUGACACUCGCUUUAUUUCCACUGGCCAUACCCUCAGCUUUUUUGCACAGGUGGCUGUUUGGAGAAAUCACUUGCCAGCUCUAUGGCAUGUGUGGAGUCUUAUUUGGUCUCUGCAGCUUGACAAACCUCACAGCCCUCUCUUUAGUGUGCUGCCUUAAAGUCUGCCUCCCAACCUAUGGUAACAAGUUCUCCUCUUCACAUGCUCGCCUCCUGGUGGCUGGAGUGUGGUGCUACGCAUCUGUGUUUGCAGUGGGGCCCUUAGCACAGUGGGGUCAUUACAGUGCUGAACCUUACGGCACAGCCUGCUGCAUUGACUGGCAUGCACCCAACCACGAGCUUUUAGCUUUGUCUUACAUUAUCUGCCUUUUUGUCUUUUGCUACGCACUGCCCUGCACCAUCAUCUUCCUUUCCUACGCUUUCAUUCUGCUGACCGUGCGGGGGUCACGUCAGGCCGUCCAGCAGCAUGUGUCACCACAGACCAAGACCACCAAUGCACACGCUCUCAUUGUGAAGCUGUCAGUUGCAGUGUGUAUUGGCUUCCUGGGUGCCUGGACUCCUUAUGCUGUGGUGGCCAUGUGGGCCGCUUUUGGAGAUGCCACACAGGUCCCACCCACUGUGUUCGCCCUAGCUGCCGUGUUAGCCAAAUCUUCCACCGUCUACAACCCUAUGGUCUACCUGCUGUGCAAGCCCAACUUUCGGGAGUGCUUAUACAGAGACACGUCUAUGUUACGACAGAUGAUGAGGGGAAGCCCGCAGCCACAGGAACGUUUCGGAUCCACUUCGCAGCGCAACAAGGACACGAGUGCCUCCACAAGAUUCUCAAAUGGACAGCAGGAGAGUUACGGGGCAUGCCUUAACUGCACUGAGAACACAGCAUUGUGUCACGGGACCAGGCCCCAAAAGACUGCCUGCAUCCUGACAGGAUCUGUCUACACGGAGGUGACAGUUAGCCAGCUCACAUCCAAAACGCAACCAGAUUUUAUCUAAUGGUACAACCUCCCUUUUUCAUGAAGUAAAUGAGAGAUGACACAUGCUCAAAAAGACAGAGAAACAACCAGACAACAAAAAAAAGCUGCACCAAGCAGUAUGUUUCACAAAGACUCAACAGCUUGACAACUCCAAACAGAGGCUUGCAAGGACUUUUGAUGGAAAGACUAAAAGAAUUAAAUGUCUUUAAUUGUAGAAAAAUCUUUACUGGGCUCACUUCCCCUGAGAGGAUUUGUCACAGACAUUUUUACAAGUCUUGAUGUCUACUUCUGUGCAACUUUUUGCCUGUUUUAUAAUAAUAUGCAGACAUUUAAAUGGAUUCUGAAGGAACAGAAAAUGAGACAGGAGAGCUCCUGCUGGGCCAGGGUUAAUCCGGAAAAUGCAUAUCUCAGUGUGCAAAUAAGGAAUGGACUAUGUUUCAUAUCUCAUCUGUCAAAAAUAAAAAUAAAAAAAUAAUAAUAAUGUGGACAUGUGUAGCUGCUGCAUGUUUAAAAAAAAGGUGGCCCUCAACCAAAAUUAAUCAUCCUCUGAUGGCUUGAACAUCUGUAUAUACGUGUUGUCCUUGUCACGACAGGGAUGGAUUGUAACAGAGACAUAAAAUCAAAUUGUCUACUGCUGUUUUCUGGUAAGAGGGAAGCAACCAACUUGCAGUAUCUACUUCAAACCUACAUGGGUAUCUGAGGACGUGACAGUAGAAAGAGAUUUGGUGAAGAGGUCAGUACUUGAUGAGGCUCUACUCUUGUCUGCAGUCUGUUUCUUUAGAGGAUUCCUUUCAUAUUGGUUGAUGAGGGCCUCCUUCCUCUUCAGACCUACUGUGUUCAACCCUUGAUGGUUGUAUGAUUACAUCUCUGGAAGUUAUUACUUAACAACAGGAGUGACACCGAGUAAUUUAAGACAAAGAACCCAGGAAUGCUCUGCAGUUUUGUUUAGUUUUUUUAGUGUGAAGAACAAGAUUUCCUAAGUCCAUACAAUGGCAGAAAGUCCUCACUUACAGAGAUGGCUUCCCUCAUUGAAGCUUUAUUUGAGUAUAAACUAGCUCACACGUCAGUGCCCACUUUCUCACACUUUUUUCUUGCUAAGUAAUAUGAAUAGCCGUCAGAAAAAAAAAAAUCAACUGGCAAUAAUAAUUUCUGAUCCAGCAUUUUGGUACAGAAAAUAUAAUUUUCCACAAAAUACACAACAUUUUCAUAUAUUUAUUUCUGUUCAUUAUGUUUUUAAUUUGCACCUGUGCUGUGCAGCUUCAUGUGCAUGCAAAAUAAAAGUUAAAAAAUCUAAA